Messenger RNA from Hyla sarda, 2335 nucleotides. RefSeq lists its product as uncharacterized. The transcript has 2 exons. Bases 601 to 1818 code for a protein of 405 amino acids. Lineage: Eukaryota; Metazoa; Chordata; Amphibia; Anura; Hylidae. The record is from RefSeq and is a predicted model, not a curated record.
AUGUGAUAGCCUGGGGGAGUAGGGUAUGGGGAGUGUAGCUGUGCAGUGACUAAAGGGUGUCUGGUUAACCCUUGCUAUACGUAACGCCAGGAUGAGGGCUCCUCUGUAAUGCUUGUCCUACCACCACUCUUCCCAAGAGCGAUAGGGAGGUAUAGAAUAAUUGAAUGUCCACAAUCGGAGAGUUUGCUGAAAACAGUUGGAUCUUUUACUGAAGAUUUUAUGCAAACUUCACAAUAGGAACAGUCUCUACAAAUGCAAAUUCUCUUGGAGAUUGACAAAGGUUGGGACCUUAAGCAAUUUAGAGUCUUUAGGAUAAUAUGUGUUGUUCCACUGGAUUUAGGGGGAUUUAGUUUCGGUCCAGUAGUCACGCUAGUUUUAGCGGGGAUUAGUUUAGAACUCACGGUUUAGGUUCUGCAGAGGCCGUUAAGUUGUUAGGCCUAGAGUGUCUUUGAAAGUUGUGCAGAUCCGUCCUGCUAGUCUGGCAUCCACGAGAGCAGUAACCCAAGAGAGCGAUCAUUGGCAUACAGCUCCCUUAUAUGGGCAGGGGCUGGACUAGUGCUAAUUUGUCCAUACUGAUGUCAAUCACCUUCACAGAGGAUUAUGGGUCCUGUGACGCUAGCAAGGAACCAACUCCGGGUAGGAGACCAGGUGAUUGUCAAGGCCCUCCAGAAGGGAAAUAAGCCGGGGAGCUUCAUCUACGGACAACCCACCGAGGUAGUCACCAUCACCAAAACAGCAGUCCUCACUGAGCAGUCACCCACCUGGAUCCACACCACAAGGAUCAAGCUGUUAAAGAAAAGAGAGGUACUAACGGAGGCAGACAGCCUUGACCUCGAAAAAGGCAGAAAAGGGGUACAAACGGGGGCAGACAGCCCUGACCCGCAACUAGGCGAAGAAGGGGUACAAACGGGGGCAGACAGCCCUGACCCCCAACUAAGCGAAAGUCUUCAUGAGUUCUGGCAGUUAAUUUCUAAUAAUGACACUGAUUGCGGAACCUGUAAAAUGAAAUACCCUUUGCUAACAGAGACCCCACACUCAGGGGCAGGUAUACACAUAUACCCAGGGAAUUACACAUGCUAUAGGGGAGAAAAGAAAGGUGUCAAUAGAAAGAACUUUACAAAGGGAUAUUGUGCUAGUUAUAGCUCUGUAGAAGUGUCACUCACUCAGAACCAAGUUUUUUCAAUUGGUGACAGUUACUGGAUCUGUGGCGAUGGUAAAAUAAGGUUCAAGCUAGAGGGGAAGUGGAAAGGAGAGUGUGUUCUAGCUAAAGCCAUUAUGAACAUUCACAUAUUCGCAGAAGGGGGAGAACACGUAAACUCUGCCACAAAAAGGAUAAAGAGGUCAACACCUGCAGGUAGCUUCGAUCCACAUGUAUACAUAGACACGAUAGGGGUCCCAAGAGGGGUCCCUGAUGAGUUCAAAGCCAGGAAUCAAGUAGCUGCAGGCUUUGAAUCUAUUCUUGCUAUAAUCACUGUGAACAAAAAUGUAGACUGGAUUAAUUACAUUUACUAUAAUCAACAAAGGUUUGUAAACUACACAAGGGAUGCGUUACGAGGUGUUGCAGAGCAGCUCCAAGCUGAUUCCAUUAUGACAUUUCAGAACAGAAUGGUCUUAGAUAUGAUUCUGGCAGAAAAAGGUGGGGUGUGCAAGGUGCUUGAGGAUCCUACAUCAUGCUGCACCUUCAUACCUAACAACACUGGUCCCAAUGGUAAAGUAACUAUUGCAAUACAAAAGUUAGAGGACCUGUCUGCCGAACUAAAAAAGAACUCAGGUAUUACAGAUCCCUGGGAUCAAUAUUUUGGAUGGUUUACUAACUAGAAACAUGCAUUAACGCAAUUAGCUAUUAUAAUUUUUGUAAUCAUUAUAGUUAUUGCUGCAUUUUCUCUAUGUGUGAUACCAUGUAUUAGGAGGUUGCUAGAAAAGGGAGUCGCCAAUGCUACGGUCACAUUUUACCAGGCCACGCCCUCAUUGGCUAAUGAAGACACUACACCCAGUGGAUACAUGCAAUACCUAAAACUCUACAGAGAAAGGAAGUUAAAAAAAGGAGAACCGUAUAGUAUAAAAUAAUAUAAGGUUCUAAGAGGGGAUUGAAGGGGUUACUGUAUUGUAUGUAUCCAUCACACAGUGUCUUUAUCCUGUCAGCAUUUAAUGUUAUCUCUUGCUAGGAAUGUAGCCGCGAAGGUUAAUUAACCAUAUUAGGACUUCCUAUUCUUACAUGUGUUAUGGCUUUCUCGAUCAUCUGUCUCUCCCAUGAAUUCUCUCAGAAACCUCCGUAUACCUAAUAUUAUAGGCUAGAGAUUAUACCAAAUAUUUGAGUGACGGAAGGAGGGGUGCA